CUGAUCGUGUGCACGCAUCUCCCCUCUCACACGUCUACAUUCCAUCUCACUCUCAUCUCUUGAGUGUGCUCUAUCGAUUGCGUUAUUUGCCUUGCUAGCAAUUCUCGCCCAUUACAACCGCGUUUAGGAGCUGCCUUUCCUGAAUUCCUAAAUCCUCUCCAACUUGCCGAGUCGACGCCAUCGACGCAUCCAGUUGAAAGCCAAACCAGCCCGCGACAAGUUCCAAUUUUUUCUCCCGUCGCCGCGCCUUUGACGCCACAUCCCAGCCAACAAGCCCUGACGACAGGCCCUCUGCUGCCCCGCCCCGCCCCACCUCGUAGCCACACCGCUCGAGUCCCCCCAAGUCCAAGCCCAUAUUUCGGACGGUCCCCCCACCCACCCACUACUUUUGUUCUCACCUCCUGAUAUAUUACCUCUUCAAUGUUCUUGAGGUCUAUCGCUUCUCCCCUCCGCACUUCCCUCCGUCAAACCUCUCUCAAGCCCAUCGCAAGGAUGUCGUCUUCUAUCCCUGUCCCCCAGGACUUUAACAAGGUUCUCUACGAGGACAUCUCGGUUGCCGACCCCGAGGUCGCCGACCUCAUCGAGAAGGAGACCUGGCGUCAGUUCUCGGGUCUCGAGCUCAUUGCUUCGGAGAACCUUACCUCGCUUGCUGUCAUGCAGGCCAACGGUUCGAUCCUCACCAACAAGUACUCGGAGGGUCUCCCCGGUGCCCGUUACUACGGUGGUAACGAGUACAUUGACAUCCUCGAGAACCUCACCCGCGAGCGUGCCCUCAAGGCCUUCAACCUCGACCCCACCAAGUGGGGCGUCAACGUCCAGCCCUACUCGGGCUCGACUGCCAACUUUGCCGCCUUCACCGCCCUGAUCAACCCCCAGGACCGUAUCAUGGGUCUCGGCCUCCCCGACGGUGGCCACCUUACCCACGGCUACUACACUGCCAAGAAGAAGAUCACCGCCUCGUCGAUCUACUUCCAGUCGUUCCCUUACCGUGUCGACCCCAAGACCGGCAUCAUCGACUACGAGCAGCUCGCUACCAACGCCAACCUCUUCAAGCCCCGUCUCGUCGUCUGCGGUGGCUCGGCUUACCCCCGUGACUGGGACUACGCCGCCAUCCGCAAGAUUGCCGACGGCCAGGGCGCCUACAUGCUCUCGGACAUGGCCCACAUCUCGGGUCUCGUUGCCGCCGCCGAGCAGAACUCGCCCUUUGACUACUGCGACGUUGUCACCACCACCACCCACAAGACCCUCCGUGGCCCCCGUGCCGGUCUCAUCUUCUUCCGCAAGGACAAGGGAGACGACCUCGAGAACCGCGUCAACGCCGCCGUUUUCCCCGCCUGCCAGGGUGGCCCCCACAACAACACCAUUGCCGGUAUCGCCGUUGCCCUCAAGCAGGCUGCUGCUCCCGAGUUCAAGGAGUACGCCAAGCAGGUCCGUGCCAACGCCGCUGCCAUCGCCCAGGUCCUUUUCAAGCACGGCUACCGCCUCCAGACCGACGGCACCGAGAACCACCUCAUCCUCUGGGACCUCCGCCCCAUCGGCCUCACUGGUUCCAAGAUUGAGAAGAUCUCAGACGCCGUUCACAUCACAUUGAACAAGAACGCAGUUGCGGGCGACACCUCGGCUCUCGUCCCCGGUGGUAUCCGCAUCGGCUCUUCGGCCAUCACCUCGCGUUCGAUGAAGGAGAAGGACGCUGAGCAGGUCGCCGAGUUCCUGCACCGUAUUGUCCAGAUCGCCCUCAAGACCCAGGAGGAGGCUGGCUCCAAGCUCCUCAAGGACUUUGUCAAGACCUUCGAGUCGCCCAACACCGAGUCGGCCAAGCUCGUUGCCCAGCUCAAGGAGGACGUUAAGACCUUCUCCGUCUCGUUCCCGCUCCCGGGCGUCCCAGACAGCUCUAAGAUCAAGCGCUUCGACUAAUCAAGUCGAUAGCGAUGUUUUACCACAUGGACGUGUCGUUCGACCGGCGCGUCGACUUAGUUUCGGUUUGAAAUAGGAUUCAACCAGCAAUUUGUACUAGAGUAUCAUUCACCUGAUGCAAGCAGCAUAUCACAUGG
Molecule: messenger RNA, 2051 nt
Organism: Vanrija pseudolonga
Lineage: Eukaryota; Fungi; Basidiomycota; Tremellomycetes; Trichosporonales; Trichosporonaceae
Gene: shmt2
Product: Serine hydroxymethyltransferase 2
Exons: 5
Coding region: 421-1914 (497 amino acids)
Biological process (GO): folic acid metabolic process; tetrahydrofolate interconversion; L-serine catabolic process
Cellular component (GO): cytoplasm
Molecular function (GO): serine binding; glycine hydroxymethyltransferase activity; cobalt ion binding
Source: RefSeq, a predicted model, not a curated record